Molecule: messenger RNA, 7164 nt
Organism: Caenorhabditis auriculariae
Lineage: Eukaryota; Metazoa; Nematoda; Chromadorea; Rhabditida; Rhabditidae
Source: the annotation of a GenBank genome assembly
AUGCCGUGCCCCUAUAGGGACCACUGCGGUGUUAAUUGUUUUUUUUCUCUGCGCCCUCCUCGUCUCUCGGCGAUCCUGACCUCGCCGGUGAGGGAACAGAGAAACGCAGACGCUCAAAAACUUUCAAGCCGCGGUGAAUUGACGACAUGAACUGAUUCCAUUUUUAGGGUCAUUUCUUUCGAUAUCAUCUUUCCAUCACUAGUCAGACCAGUUUUCUAUUUUCCUGCCAUUGGCGGUUGUUCUACUGGCUGGUUCACAACUUUCGGUGUACCUAUGAAAAUUCAACUUGUUAUCAGCUGCAUUGUUGCGGCGAGUAAGUCCAUUUUUCCUUGGAACGGCGGAAUGUCGUUUGCAGUUCACCUGCGAAGCGGUUGCGACGCGUUUUGGCGCCAAUUCGGUUUCCUGCGUUUCUAAGAAGUUGGGAGGGAUUCCUUUAGGAUUUUGCUGUAUUAGGAACUCCUAUAAGAGGCAAUUGACGGUCUCUAAAUGGCUAAAAGUUUUAGUGGCCCCUAUAGGGGCUAGAACUUUCGAAUUCGCGCCAAAAACCGCAACGCGACCGCUUCGCACGCCGUAAAGGCGAUCGUUCCAAAAAAACGACUUUAUUUUUCAGAUGCUAUAAUUUCGAUAGUGAUUCUAUUCCAAUACCGACAUCACACGAUUCUACCCACUAAAAGUUCAUAUCGACUCAGAAAAUCUAUCAGAAUUAUCCAAAUUUUUGGCAAUGUUUUUAUUUUUUUUCUUGGGUUUCUUUUUUUGAUUUUCACGGCUCCAGAAGAUCAGUACUCAGCGAAACUACAAGCCAUCGAGGUUAUCUUUUUUUCACAUUUUUAGGGACGCCAGAGAGGUUCCUAGAGGGGCAACCUGUAGAUUUUUCUCAAGGGACCACCUAACUUCCUCCUUUAAAGGGCACUAAACAACUUUGGUCACAUAGGCAAAGUCGGAAAGACCCUCACGGGCCCGUUAUGGGUGCAAAGGCUCCCAUUAAUUUUUUCUAAAAGGGAGGCAACGGUUUCCUUUUCACAGCCUUUUUUCGUCCUUUUAUCGUCCUUUAUCCACCUUUUUUGGACCCUUUUGAAAAACACAAGAUUUUUUAAAUGAUGAAUAAUCUUUACCAGGGACUGUGUAUAAACCAAAAUGUGCUACAGUAAUGAAAUCGGAAAUCAUAGAUGGUCGGGACUUUCAGCACCCUUUUUGCACCCUUUUUUGAGCCCACCAAGAAUGAAAGGCUCAAUAAAGACCACAAAACGGAACCAUUUUAGCGGCCAUUUUGCACCCUUUUUCCGCCCUUCCGACUUUGGCAGUGCAUUCUGAUGUGGUCACCCGGCUUUAAACUAAUUUCAGGUCCUCCAAUGCGUGCCCUAUGGAAUUUUCUCAUUUGGCGGUUUCAUUCUGGAUUUGACCUCGAAAAGCACUUGGUACCUGGCCGUACUUUUCCUCGUUUUCACCCCCCAAGUGUUUUUCUACUUCUCUCAUGGGAUCUACAUAUUGCAAAAGCAAAGCAGCCACAUGUCCACGAAAACGAGGAACCUUCAGAAAUACUUUUUCUACAAUUUGUGCGUCCAGGUUCUAGGAAAACAUAGCAAAACUAUGAAUUUUAUCCUUUAGGCCAGCCUUCCGGUGAUUUUCGUUUGUGUUCCACUCAUUUUCAUCGCUUUUUUGAUCAACACCAACACUUUUUUGCAGUGUAAGUAAGGAAAUAUUGUCUCUCGGCGACCAUCCCAUGUUGAAGCGCUAUUUUCAUGUUUCUCUGACCGGUGAGAGAACAGAGAGACGCAGACACUCUCAAGUCGCGGCGAAUGGACUAUGGGAAAAUGAAAAUCUGUAAAACUCUUCCAGGGAUGUCUCCCUUCCUUCUUUUAACGAUAACAUCCCACGGCGCAGUUUCAUCAACUUUCACUGUUGCUUCAAAUAAGCUCUAUCGAGAAUUCUUCUUCAAACUCUUCCGUUUUCAUUGCUUCAGACCCAAAAAAAGUUGGUUUACAAAAAAAUUUUAAACUCUUAUCGUUUUUUUUCAGCAGUAACAGUCAACGUUUCAAGUGUCCUCAUUUCAACUGGAAGCAGAAGAACCUUGAAAUGAAUAAAUUUUGGUCUAAAAAGUGGUCGCACUUGGAAUGGGUCGGAGCGUCGCGGCCACGUUCUUAUAAAAACGCCAGAGUGGCCACUAGAGGGAUUAGGGCAAACAUCCCCUUGAGAAAGCAGGAUCUGACCCCAAAGCCCUUAAAGCCGAAGCGGCCCCUAUUAGGUUUCAGGGUAUGACUAGAAGCGCCUAUAGAUUAAGUGGCCCCUCUAUUGGUCUUCAAAUUUACCGAUUGGACGUAUAGGACCACUACCACAUAAUUUUUAUUUUAUGAAAGCUCUAAUGCCCCAGUAGAAGGUAGGGUAGCUCCUUAAGGCACCUACAAGAUCCCCUAAAGUUAGUGAGAGUACUCAGAAUCAAAAAUAAAAUUCUGUAAAACCCCUCAGGCAACCGAGAAAAAGCUCGUUCAAACUUUUCCAGUGCGGAUUUAGACCCGCUCCGAGCCUUCGGCUAGAGACUUGAGGCGUGGUGUAGUGGUUAGGGGUCUUAUUCACUGUCAAUGUGUCCAAGGUUCGAAUCCCUCUGACGGAUAUCUUUUUUGCCGGCUCAUAACUGUAUUCCUUACACAUUUUUGUGAUAUUUUUUUCGAAGAUUUACAACAAAAGUUACAAAAAAUUUUAUAUCUACUAUCUUCCUCAUGUCACGCUUUCUUCUCUUAAUAUUCCCUCAACUACUUGCUGUUGAAAGGCAAACAUUAAAAACCACAAAGUCUCAAAUCUCAAGAGACCAGUCAGAAAAGAAACAUAUCAAAAAUCAAAUUUUGAUAUCUGACGUCAAUAAUUCUUAAGCAUGGGUUUUCAGCUCAAGAGUUCUGAAAAUUGCCCAAAAUUACGGGGGAGAACCUUGUUUUGGGUGAUCAAAUCCCCCUCGUUUUUGAAUUUUGAUUCACCCACUUUAUAUUCAAAUUGUCACCUGAGUCAUUUAAAAAAAUCUUUCUUCUCAAAUUUCCCAAAGCCAACCCAAUUCACUUCCAAUUUUAUUUUCAUUUUUGCAUCAUGAACUUACCUUUAUCUUUAUUACCCUUUUGCAAAAUUUUCACCUGUUUCCCAUGGAAUUUUCUUGUUAAGUUUGGUCUGUCAAAAUAUUUUCCCCUUUUUGUAAACCAUUUUUCAAAAAAUUCAGUAAAAAUGGCGGAAUAUCCGCCGUGUGAGAAGGACGGCGACUGGCUCAAUGUCAGAAUAUUUCGAGUCUUCGAAACUUUUAUUUUUCCAAUCAUAUCAACUUUGAACUUCACUUCUUUUUCUGUAUAUUAUUCCUGUCACCGGCGAGUAUGAAAACACUACAAAUGGUUGUUAUUGAACUAUCAAACAUGGUUCGUUUCUUUUUUUUUUGAUUACAGUAGAAGUGCGUUGCGGUCGCGGUGCGGAUUUUUGGCGGGGAAUUCAAAUUUAAACAGAAACUGCCUUUUUUAGACCUUUCAUCAUUUAUUCAAGGUUCUUGUGAGGUGAAAGUAUGAUGAAAACCGCAUUUAUUACCCUUUUCUCCAUUUCGGGUUCAAAUUUGAGUUUCCCGCCAAAAACCGCACACUUAGGAGCUCCAAAGUGGUCCCUUAAGGAAAAAACAGCUCCUGAAAGGUACGUUUAAAUGGUCCCUGUUGUAUUGUGAAGUAAACAACUUUAAAUUACUAAAACGUUUACUUCAUACAAAAGUAAAAAAAAAAGAAAAAAAGAACCAAAACUCAAUCGCCUAACGCGAUUGCGCAGAAAUGAAACUAUGAAGGUGACCUGCACAUCUUAAUAAUGCGCGGCCAUUUGAAAUGGUGUAGAUUUACGGGGACACUAUAACAGUCCCUAUAGAGCUUAGGGUCUGACUCCCAAGCCUUUGAAGAUUAUGUGGUCCCUAUAGUGGUCUUUAAACUCUUUGUUGUAGUUUUAAAACUUAAAAGAUGUUCAUAGUAGUUCCUUUGUUGAUAUUGUAAGGCCAUGCUCCCCUAAAGUGACUUCUAACUAAAACCCCUAUAGAGACCACUUCUGGGAGCUCUACAGCCCCUAUAGGAAAGGUGAGGAGACUUUUGAGUACUCUUAAGUUGGAUCCUAUAGGGACCACGCUAGGGGGAAUUUUUCGAGCGUCUGCGUCUCUCUGUUCCCUCACCGAGGUCAGAGAAACAUUAAAAUAGCAUGUCAACUUGAGAGGGCGCAGAGAGCCUAUUUUUCAACUUCCAGGCUCACAGUUUGGGACAUCUUCUUUCCAUUAUUGGUCACGCCAGUUUUCUAUUUCCCCGUUCUGGGCGGAUGUUCCAUAGGUUGGUUCACGACAAUCGGGGUACCUAUAAUCCUUCAAACAGCUAUCGGCUGUAUUCUUUCGUCCAGUGAGCAGAGGAAUCCAAAAAAUAGAAAAUAAGUUCAUUUUACAGAUUCCCUAGUGUCAGUGGUGAUCCUGUUUGAAUACCGACAUCACAUUAUGUUACCCAGUAGAAGUCCGUUCCGGCUGAAAAAAUCCAGCAGAAUAUUGUACAUCUUCGGGAAUGUCUUUUUCUGUUGGGGUGGUUUUUUGGUCCUCAUCUAUCUAGCGCCUAAAGAUCAGUAUUCAGCAGAAAUUCAAGUUAUCGAGGUUGGUAACUAACAUUGAAAAAAAAUUUGAUAUAGUCUAUUCACCGUGACUUGAAGUUUUUGGAGUGUCUGCGUCUCUCUGUACUCUCAUCGGAAAAGUCAGAGACAUGAAAAUAGCACGUAAUCAUGAGAGAAACGAGGAGGGAGAAGAGAAAAACAGUACCUUCAAGUCGCUUUUGAAUGUCAAGUAGAGAGUGACGUCAUCCGAAAACGCUCUGUGGCUGGCUCGCUUCCUGAUUGGUUCAACGACAUUAGGGGCGGAGCUUGAGCGACGGCUUGACAUUCCAAAUCGGAAAAAUUUGGUAUAUUCCAUUCACAGCGGCUUGAAAGUUUUGGAGUGUCUGCGUCUCUCUGUUCCCUCAUCGGCGAGGUCAGAGAGACAUGAAAAUAGCACGUCAACAUGAGAGACGUGGAGGGCGCAGAGAAAAACAGCAGCUCCAAGUUGCGGAAAAGUGUACCAUAUAUAGCUGAUUCACGGCUGAGGGGACGUGGCCUGUCUGCGCCCUCCAAGAGCCAGGCGCUAUCUCGUGCAUUAUCGUGUCAGGACCCUUUUUCCAAUGGCUCAAGCCAGCCGUGAAUCAGCCUGUUCGGAUUUUGAAUGUCAAUUACAAUGACGUCCUUCAAAAGCUUCUGUCUGAUUGAUUUGUCACGUCAUUAGGGGCGGAGCUUGAGCGACGGCCUGACACUCAAAAUCUGAACAGACUAUAUGGUAUCACGAGCAUUGUGUAAUAAUAUUCAUUUUCCACAGUUUAAAACAAAAAGUGGACUUCUUAGUGUGCGUAUCGCGAAGCGGUUUUUGAAAGUUUGAUCACUUUUGAAUUGGCGCCGAAAUCGCAUCGCGACCGCGCCGCUUGGAAAACUGUAAUUACCGCAAUUUACCGUUUCAGUAUUGAAUUAUACAGGACAAAAAUAAGAAUUAGUUUUCAUACCACAUAUACGCAAGAAUUCGGAACAAUCUGACCUGUCUGCGCCCUCUUUUCUCUCGCCGAUGGGUCAUUUGAGAGAGAGGAGGGCGCAGGAAGGUCAGACUGUUCCAAGUAUUGGAGAAUGAACAUAUUCAAUGCUAUUUUUGUUGAAAAACGAAUUUUCUAAAAAUUUAUUACAGAUCCUACAUUGCAAGCCCUACGGAAUCUUCUCAUCUGGAGCCUUCAUAAUGGAUAUGACGUCGAGAAGCGCCUGGUUCUUGGCCGGUCUGGCCGCUGUCGUCGUUCCGCAACUGGUUUUCCGGUUUUUCCAUGGGCUCCACAUCUUACAGAAGCAAAGUAGCCACAUGUCCACGAAAACCAGGAACCUUCAGAAAUACUUUUUCUACAAUUUAUGCGGACAGGUAAGUCGGAAAAUGAAAUCCCCUUGCUCUUCUUUUCUCUCGAUGACCCUCUCAUAUUGUCAUGCUAUUUCCAUGUUUCUCUGACCUCGUCGGUGAGGGAACAGAGAGACGCAGACAUUUUCAAGUCGCGGCGAAUGGACUAUACUUAGGAACUCACAGCGUUCCCAAAAGGGGUGGGGUGACGUCAAAAAAUUUUUGGAAUUCGAAAUCUCAAGUACGCAGCCACAUGUGUUCUUCAUUCCGUUGAAUACUCAGUUUAAUUUGCAACGAUAGGUAGCUGUGACGUCACAGUCCUUUUAUCCAAAGCGCGCACUUACUUUUUUUUGUAAAUUCACAAAUUUUGAAGCCUCGCUCACCUUCCCUCACCCCAUUAGGAAUGCCUUGAACUCCAGAAAGGUGCCUAUAGGGGGCACUUAAGCUUGCAAAAGUGGUUCCUUUAGUGGUUUCAGCUGAGGGGCCCCUGUAGGGACGUGCUAGUCGAUUAUCACUCUGUACUUUUGAAAAAUUUUGAACAGAUGGUGAACCGAGCUUGCUGAAAAAACUUUUAGUGGCCCCUAUAGGGCUCUGACGUUCAAGUGGCCACUAUAGUAGCCAAAUCAGUGACUCCUUUAGUGUCUUCUCCAAGUUGGCGAGCCUCUAUAAGGGCCACUAGAGAUUUUUCCAGUGUUCUUUCAAACUUCGAACCCUUUAGGGACCACUUGAGCUUUAGGGGCUAGUGGUUGAACUCUAAAACUCUACAGGGACCUCUUAAACACUAAACAUACUCCUUUUUGUUCCCUAUAGGGACCACUCUGGCGAUCCUAGUAUAGCCCGAAUUUCAAAACCCCUGGUCGCAUUUGGAAUGGCUUAAAGGGGACUUUUCGCGCCACGACUAUUUAUAAUAAUAACCUGAUUUUCAGACCAGUAUCCCCAUGGUUUUCGUCUGUAUCCCCCUUAUUUCUAUCGCUUUUCUAGUCAACGCCAACCCCUCUCCCCAAUGUAAGAACUGAAAAACCACAAAAAAAAAAAUUUAAUUUAGGGAUGUCCCUAUCGAUCAUCAUCGUCAUAACACUACAUGGCGGAUUUUCGUCAAGCUUCACAAUUUUUUCCAAUAAAUUCUAUCGCCAAUUUUUCUUCAGAUUUUUUGGUUUUUGUCUUCUUUGAAAUUGUUAUAGCUGAUCCUGAUUUUCAGGACGGAUGACCUCGAAAACUUCGAUUGUGACCGUAUUUAA